AUGGGUGUUCCUAAAUUCUUUAGAUGGCUGAGCGAGCGAUAUCCUGCCAUAUCACAGCUGAUUGCCGAAAAUCGCAUUCCCGAAUUCGACUGUCUUUACUUGGAUAUGAAUGGCAUCAUUCACAACUGCACACACAAAGACUCGGACUCUCCAUCCUUCCGCAUGACGGAGGACAAAAUGUUCAUUGCAAUUUUCAAUUACAUCGAGCACCUUUUUGGCACAAUCAAGCCCAAGAAGCUGUUCUUUAUGGCCAUUGAUGGGGUAGCGCCCAGAGCCAAGAUGAAUCAGCAGCGUGCUCGCCGAUUUCGUACCGCCUUAGACGCGGAGAAAGCCCGAGAAAAGGCCAUCAAGGAAGGCCUGGAAAUGCCCAAAGAAGAUCCUUUUGACAGCAAUUGUAUUACUCCCGGCACCGAGUUUAUGGCCAAACUCACCAAGCAGCUGAAAUAUUUCAUCAGCAAAAAAGUCUCCGAGGAUGUUGAUUGGCAAGGUGUGGAAGUGGUUUUAUCCGGCCACGAAGUACCCGGAGAGGGCGAACAUAAGAUCAUGGAGUACAUUCGACAAGCAAAAGCACAGCCCGGCUACGACCCUAACGUCCGCCAUUGUCUGUACGGAUUGGAUGCAGAUCUGAUCAUGUUAGGACUUCUCAGCCAUGAUCCCCAUUUCUGCUUGUUGCGAGAAGAAGUCACGUUUGGGAGAUCAUCAACCAAAAAGUCCAAAGAGCUGGAACAUCAGAACUUCUACCUCAUGCAUCUGUGUAUCGUCAGAGAAUACCUGGAGUUGGAGUUCCAAGAAGUACAACACGAAUUGCAACGGGCAGGCGACCUUGGCUUUACCUACGACAUGGAACGAAUCAUUGACGACUUCAUUUUGAUGGCUUUUUUCGUGGGCAACGAUUUUCUACCCAACCUACCCAAUUUGCAUAUCAACGAAGGAGCGCUGGCGCUCAUGUUUCAAAAAUACAAACAGAUUCUUCCCACGUUGGGAGGCUAUAUCAACGAGCAAGGAGUGAUCAACCUGCCCAGAUUGGAAGUCCUUCUUGACGCAUUGGCCGAGGUUGAGUUCCGCUUUUUUGAGGCCGAAUAUUCUGACGCCAAAUGGAUCAAUGCCAAACGAAACACCCCGGAGGAAGAUGCACCGGUGAAGGCAUUGCGGGGUCCAAUUAGAAUCUCCCCCGAGCAGAAGACACUCUUCAAAGAGGUCAAGAGAUAUUUUAUUUCUCCCGCGAAUAAAGACCCGGCUACGAGACAGCCGCUCGAUCUACCACCCACUCUUCCUGCGAGAGACCGACGCUUCGUGCAGCAAUUGGCGACCGAUUUGAAUCUUCAGUGGGCGACGCAAGAAGAUGAGGAUGGUAAUCGUUUUAUUCAGUUAGAGUUCCCAUCCGCCGAAGAUGACGCAGAGUCUGACGAAGAAGAGGAAGCACAGCUUGCUGUCACAAGAGUCCUGAAACGAUACGAAAAUGCCAUAGUGGAGGAGGCCACCGACGAACAAACCCGGCAGGACCUCAACAAGAAAUAUGACCAGAAAUUCUUUGAGUGGAAAGAUAAAUACUACGAGGAAAAAUUUGGAUGGGGCCUCGAAAACGAUCAAGAGAUGCAACAGUUGACAGAAAACUAUGUCCAAGGUUUGCAAUGGGUGUUGUAUUACUACUACCGAGGUGUGGCAUCUUGGCCAUGGUUCUAUCAGUAUCACUACUCGCCCAUGAUUUCCGAUGUCAAGAAAGGCCUAGGGGCAGACAUGAACUUCCAACUUGGUCAACCGUUCCGUCCGUUCCAGCAAUUGAUGGGAGUGUUGCCAGACCGAAGCAAGAAGAUCGUCCCCGAAGUGUAUCAUAAAUUGAUGACUUCCGAGGAUUCGCCGAUCAUCGACUUCUACCCUCGAGAUUUCGAAUUGGACAUGAAUGGCAAGAAAAUGGAUUGGGAAGCCGUGGUCAAAAUCCCAUUUAUCGACGAAGAGCGGUUGUUAAGUGCCAUGGCUCCUCAGGAUAAGUUACUGUCAGAAGAAGAGCGUCUUCGAAACGACUUCGGCAUUAGUCUCAAGUUCACCUAUUCACCAGAGGUAGACUACACCUAUCCGUCUUCCCUUGUCGGCAUAUUCCCGGAUCUCCCACAUUGUCACUGCAUUCAAAAUGAAUUUGAGCUUCCCACCAUGGACGGGCUGGAGCCCUUUAUUGGCUUGGUUGAUGGGGUCCAGCUCGGAGCUGCCGCCUUGGCUGGUUUCCCCAGCUUGAAAACAUUGCCAUUCACCGGCUCAUUAGGAUUCCACGGGGUCAAUGUUUUCCAGCAGGAGAGUCGAAAUGAAAGCAUGAUCAUCACCUUGUCGGACACGGAAAACCGAACUCGUACCGAACAUGCCAAACUCCUCCUGAACCGACGCGUCUUUGUUGGUUACCCCUUUUUGCAGGAGGCCAAGGUGGUCAAGGUAUCAGACGAGCUGUUCGAUUACAUCAUGCCAGAAACCGGACCCCGUCAAGUCAAAGCGGUUGAACAUACCGGAAAUGAAAUCGACCAGUUCCAUAAAAAGGCCGAACGGAUCGAACAAUGGUACAGCAAGAGACUUGGCAUGUUGACCGGUGAUGUGGAGUCCAUGGUCCAAGUCGAGAUGCUGAAAGGUCUUCGGAAACUUGAUGAUGGAUCUACGGUCAAAGAAUUCGCCGAGCUCCCCGGUCUGGAAACGAUUCAUGCAAGUCAACUUGUGGUGGAAAGUGUGAUCAGCGAGGAUGUUCGUUUCAUCGAAAAAGCCGCCGUACCCAUUGAAGAAGAAUUUCCUGAUGGUACAAACGCCUUUUUCCUCGGCGAUUAUGCAUACGGAAGACCGGUCAGUGUCGUUGGCCAUGAAGCUGGCAAAGCAAAAUGUUUGAUUGCCAUUUCUAAAGGACGGCAAACCGAAUUCGGACGCGAAAUCGCUCGUCAUGCGGAGAAAUUGUCGCCUUAUACGCCGUCAUAUCAAAUUGCUCGAAGUCUCAAUUUAAACGCCUUGGCAUUGGCAAAGAUCACAUCGUCGUUUUCGGUCAAAGUCGACGACAACACCAAAGCCAAUUUGGGCCUCAACCUCAAGUUCGAAGCGAAGAAGCUCAAAGUCCUCGGCUAUUCUCGAAAGAGUGAGAGCGGAUGGGAAUUCAGUCAAGCAGCCAUUGAAUUGAUCCAGCAGUAUAUGAUCAAAUUCCCUCAAUUCAUCGCUGGAAUCCAUGCCAAUCCUCAAGGAGACAUGUUGCCUGCCACGGCCUAUUUUCCUGGUACCGAGCAAGAAGCCAAGGCAAAAGUGAAAGAAAUUCAAGCAUGGCUCAAAGAGAUCGAAUCCAAGAGCUUUGAAAAAGUGCCCUUGGAAGCCGAACAACUGGAUUCUGAAAUUGUCAAGCAGAUCGAAUUGGCAGCCGAUGAAGCAUUGCGCAGUGAACCACCGCCGCAGAAUAAAACGAUCAGUGGCGUCCCUCGAAACGGUCUCUUGAAACCUUCCGAUGCUCAAUGGCGUCUAGGACAUCAGAAAUUCGUUCUUGGGGAUCGAGUAAUCUACGUGGCCGACUCGGGCAAAGUUCCCAUCGCGUCCAAGGGCACUGUCGUCGGUCUUACACAAACCACGAGGGAGACGUGGCUCGACAUUGUCUUUGAUGUCUCUUUUAUGAGUGGGACAUCUUUAGGAGAUCGAUGCUCUCCCUUCCGAGGAUCCACCGUGCCUACGUGGUCGGUGCUGAAUCUCAGUAACAGACAAGUUCUAGCAUCAUCAAAGGCCAGUGCAACCCGAAAAGCAAAUAGGCCAAGUCCAUCUCCACUUACCGUUGCCGGCUACGGUCAACCACGGAUCAAUGGUCAAGACCAACUCCGACCUGCUCAGACACCACCCGCGUUGAGAGGAUCGUGGCGUGGUGCUGUAACUGGACAAGCACCCAACGGUCGAGGACAUUCUCCUGGAACAUGGACGCCACUACGAAAUCAAUCGAAUUCGCUUGCCAACGGUCAUGGCCGUGGAGGACACGGAUCAAUGGCUCCGACGACUCGAGCAGGAUAUACAGCGGUCGAUCGAGGUGACCUUCAUGCAGGUGUGAUCCAGAACAAUCCCAAUUUCCGGCCAAAAGCACACCACCACGUCCCUCCGCCUGCGAGUUUAAACCAUCCUUCGACGCCACGCGGACGUGGCAGAGGGCGAGGAGGUGCCACGCGAGGAGGAGGACGUGGCGGUAAGACAUAG
This is a messenger RNA of Rhinocladiella mackenziei CBS 650.93, 4185 nucleotides long. RefSeq lists its product as uncharacterized. Lineage: Eukaryota; Fungi; Ascomycota; Eurotiomycetes; Chaetothyriales; Herpotrichiellaceae. Gene Ontology annotation, biological process: nuclear-transcribed mRNA catabolic process; rRNA catabolic process. Bases 1 to 4185 code for a protein of 1394 amino acids. Gene Ontology annotation, molecular function: 5'-3' RNA exonuclease activity; RNA binding. Gene Ontology annotation, cellular component: nucleus. The record is from RefSeq and is a predicted model, not a curated record. The transcript has a single exon.